Anoplopoma fimbria (sablefish) is the source of this 2447-nucleotide messenger RNA. RefSeq names its product FIP1 like 1b (S. cerevisiae) (gene fip1l1b). Gene Ontology annotation, molecular function: RNA binding. NCBI's taxonomy places the organism in Eukaryota, Metazoa, Chordata, Actinopteri, Perciformes, Anoplopomatidae. Gene Ontology annotation, cellular component: mRNA cleavage and polyadenylation specificity factor complex. The record is from RefSeq and is a predicted model, not a curated record.
CACACACACACACACACACAGACCAUUCACUCCGCUCUGCUCGGCUGAAGAUGAAUCUAAUGAAUCUAAUGAGUCUAAUGAGUCUAAUGAGUGCAUAGUCGUUGUACGUAACCGCGUCCCCCCACAGAAGGGAUCACACUGCACGUGGCUGUCUGCGUUGAAAGGCCUUUUGCUGAGUGUCGUGUGUGCGCGAGGCUGCCGUCGGGUGAACUCACGAGACUCUCCGUCGACAUGUCUGCGGAGGAAGCGGACAAGACGGCCGCUGCCGAGGCCAGCGCCGGAGACGAGGAGGAGGAAUGGCUCUAUGGAGAUGAGACUGAUGGCAAAGAUGAGGAUGAAGAGGCCAAACUGAAUGCUGCAGUCAGUGCACCUGCUGAUGCUUCAACAGAGGACGCUGCAGGACACGCUACAGGGAAUGGAGUGUCGUCUGAGGCGACCGGCGAAGGUGAGGGUGACGGCGAGGGUGAAGGUGGAGGAGCAGGUGAAGAUGUUGACAGUGACAGCGACAGUGAUGAUGACGACGAUGAUGUCCGUGUCACCAUUGGAGACAUAAAAACUGGAGCCCCGCAGUACACAACUUAUGGAGCUCCACCUGUCAAUCUCAACAUAAAGACCACAGGCUCCAGACCUUAUGGACAAGCCUCCAAGAUGAAGGGAGUGGAUCUGGAUGGUCCUGGAAACAUUAACGGGGUUCCAGUGCUGGAGGCUGACGUGGAGUCCUUUGAAGAGAAACCCUGGAGAAAGCCAGGAGCGGAUCUGUCGGACUACUUUAACUACGGCUUCAAUGAAGACACAUGGAAGGCUUACUGUGAAAAACAGAAGAGACUGCGCAUGGGCCUGGAGGUCUCUACCGUCGGCUCUGUGACGAGCAAAAUCACUGUUCAGCAAGGCCGGACAGGAAAUGACAAAGACAUGUCCUGUUUGCCCGUUCACACGUCCAAGCCAGACUUCACAUCACCCGUCAGCCUGUACAAGCCCACUGUCAGUCAGGUCCCCAGGAUCUCUCCCCCUCAGUGGCCUGGUCCUCCUCCUCCUCAGGACAUGUCCUAUUAUACGAAGACGAGCGGAACUAUAGAUGUGAUCGGCGGAGGGACGGCCACCAUCAGCAGGGUUGAAGGGCGACGCAGACACAAUCUGGAAGGCAACAAUAUCCAGGUGAUCGCCGAGACAUCGGAUGCCGAGCCGACUCCAGCUAAGAUUCCCACGUUCUUCCCUCCUGGACCAAUUCCUCCAAACAUCCCACCACCUCCAUUCCUCCCUCCACCACCAAACGUCAACGCUGCACCCCCACUCAUCCCCCCACCCAGGUUGCCCAUUACUGUUCCUCCUCCCGGUUUCCCCCCUCCACCCAGGCCCCCUCCCACGAUCAUCCCCACUAUGGACAGUGGCCACCCUGGAGGUUAUGAUGGCCGCUCUGUCCCUCCCUACCCAUUCCCUCAAGGCGCAUACCCUCCACCCAUGUCCGGAGGCGUGCCUCCUCCUUGGCCCCCCAUGAUGGACAACUCUAAACCCUGGGACUACUAUGGCCGUCGGGAGGACAAGAGAGAGAAGGAGAGAGAGAGGCCCAGAGAGAGGACACAUGAGCGGGAGAGAGAGAGGGAGCACAGCCCUUCAGCGAUGAGCUACACCAGCGACGAUGAGCGGUUUCGUUACCGCGAGUACCAGGAGCGUGGUUACGGGGAGCGCCAUCGGGACCGGUCGAGCAGAGAGAAGGAGGAAAGACACCGAGAGAGACGGCACCGAGAGAAAGAGGAGGGGCGCCACAAGUCCUCUCGCAGCAGUAGCAGGAGGAGGCACGAAAGCGAGGAGGGCGACAGCCACCGGAGGCACAAACACAAGAAGAGCAAGAGGAGCAAGGAGGGCAAAGAGGCCGGCGAGGAGAUCAGCGCAGACCAAGAGAACCAGGAGACCAUGGAGUAGCGAUGGCCACGUCCCGUUUUGUCCUCCCUCCCUCUGUCUGUCUCUGGUUGUUGUUUGUCCCUCCGUCUCUCCCACCAAGAUGAGAAACAACAAAAAGGGGGAAGAUGAGCACAGACCAACAAAACCAGAAAGUUGCAGAGCGAUCGAUGGGUCCUGUCACUCUCCUCUCCAUCAAUCACAAUUCUCCUCCAUCCUCACCGUCACCUCAAGCGGAGAACGGACGGAGCAAAGGAGGUGGUAAAGGAGGGGGUGGUCGUCCUCUUUACUCCAUCUGUCUUUCCAUCACUAGCUGACACCAGACAAGGCAUCAAUCUGUCUUCCCCCCCCUCCCUCUCUCGUCCCUCCCCUCCCCUCAGAGCACUGCUGUAACGAUUAGGUCAUGCUCAGAGAUUUCACUGUAUAGUCCCAAUGAUCAGCAGAUUCAGCUCUUUUUUUUUUUUCUGUCAUUUGUUUGUUCUUGUCCAGUAUGAAGACAUCUAUAGAGUCAAUUUGUUGAGUUCAAUUAAAAAAAAAAACUUUUGAUAAGA